Wallemia ichthyophaga EXF-994 is the source of this 804-nucleotide messenger RNA. Its product is annotated as Electron transfer flavoprotein subunit beta. Bases 1 to 804 code for a protein of 267 amino acids. Gene Ontology annotation, molecular function: electron transfer activity. The record is from RefSeq and is a predicted model, not a curated record. The transcript is spliced from 2 exons. Lineage: Eukaryota; Fungi; Basidiomycota; Wallemiomycetes; Wallemiales; Wallemiaceae. Gene Ontology annotation, cellular component: cytosol.
AUGUUUCCCACUAGAGCCAAUCUACUCAGAGCGAGCAGCAGAGUUGACAUCAACGUAUUAGUACCAAUAAAGCGCUGCAUAGACUACGCUGUGAAAGUGCGCGUUAAUCCAGAUGGAAAAGGCGUGGACAACACAGUCAAGCACUCGAUGAAUCCUUUCGACGAGAUCGCCGUAGAGGAAGCUAUAAGGCUGAGGGAGAAGAAUAAAGACCUCGUUGACUCCAUCACCGCUAUCACUGUCGGGCCACAGAAAGCACAGGAUACUCUGCGUACAGCACUCGCAAUGGGCGCAGAUAAGGCAAUUCACGUACAAGUCGGUGACCAGCACAACGUAGAGCCAUUGCAAGUCGCAAAGACUCUCAAACACUUUAUCAAUAGGGACAAAUUUGAAUUGGUUUUGAUGGGCAAGCAGGCUAUAGAUGGCGAUGAGAACGCCACGGGUCAAAUGCUCGCUGGUUUGCUCGACUGCGGUCAGGCUACAUUUGCGUCAUCACUGCAAAUUGCAGAUGGAAAGGCAACAGUCACAAGAGAAAUCGACGGUGGAUUGGAAACAGUCCAGGGUAACCUCCCAAUGAUAGUUACUACAGAUCUCAGAUUGAAUGAGCCACGCUACGCCUCACUGCCAAAUAUCAUGAAGGCUAAGAAGAAGCCAAUUGAGAGCGUCAAAGAGACAGAGCUUCCAUUCGAUUUGAAGAACAGACUCGAGACUGUCAAGGUGGCUGAGCCUGCCCAGCGCACCGGUGGUCAGAAGGUCGACAGCGUGGACGACGUUGUGCAGAAGAUGAAAGAGAAAGGACUGAUUUGA